Molecule: messenger RNA, 2039 nt
Organism: Microplitis demolitor
Lineage: Eukaryota; Metazoa; Arthropoda; Insecta; Hymenoptera; Braconidae
Gene: Odv-e66-12
Product: putative envelope protein ODV-E66-12
Exons: 1
Coding region: 33-1943 (636 amino acids)
Source: RefSeq, marked provisional
CUUAAACUUUAUAGUAAAAUAAAUAAAUCGAAAUGUUGAAAAUUGUGAAUUUUAUAUUUCCUGUAUUAAUAGUGAUAAUGAUAGUAUUGACAACACUUACUCUUACGACAUUGCCGUACGAGUUUACAGCCAAAAAGUCAAGUUUACUACCAACUGUCGGUAAAAAACAAUCGCCGGCAGUCAAAGCUUUAAACGAUUACGACGCGACGGUAGAACGUGUCAAAAGAUCACUAGUCAACCUAAAAACAAGAACCAACUCCUACGAAAUGGUACCUAAGAAAAUUAAUAAUGAUACUAAUUUUGUUCUCGGUUUCAAUGAUUUCUUCGAGAAUGUUGAAAGUUACAAUAGUGAAAUUGAAUUGCUUGUAACAAGUAUUGAAUACCUUUACAAUAAUCCAAAGAAAAAUACUGUAUAUUUUCCACUAAUCAAUACCCAGGUUAGAAAUUUAGUCGAUCAGUUAUCGACUGCAGAUUUAACUGUCGGUAAAACUGUUGAAAAAAUUACCGAUCAACGUAACGACAUGCAGCACUUCGCAAUGAAAUUAUUUGCGAUGUACAUUUAUUUCGGUGAAGAUAAAUCGAUAAAAGACAAAUGUCGCCGUGAGAUAUUACGAUUUAUACCAGCAGUCAAUAAAUUUGCUAAUCAAACUAUAACUGACCAACAAGAUAUCUUCAGACUAACAGGGCUCAGAUUAUUGGCAAAUUACGGUUACAAUAAUGAUAAUUUUAAGAAGGAUUUCCAUAAUCCCAUAGUUCAAUCUGCUGUUGAGAAUUCCCUUGAUUUAGACACAAGUAAAACUGAUGUUUUUGAAGAGAAAUGCCUGUAUGACGACGACUCUUAUUUGGCUCAAAAAUAUCUUGUCGACUAUACUGAGCUUUUAGUUAGUGCCUCGAUGUUCGAGAGGGCACUGAUGGGAUUUAAGUACCCGUCAGCUAAAUUUAAACGUAUUGAGGUUAUUUUGACUAAAAUGCUGCAUCCAACGAUUCCCUAUUUGCCAUUUGGAGUCUUCGGCUUUACCGGCAACCGAUAUAAUUCUAUCAACGACUUUGGGUGGGAUGUCAAAGGAAAGCUGGGCGUCUAUACAUUUCCGUUUAUCGGUCUCGGAGUCUUCAAAACAGAAAAAUUUAUGUUUUCACUCCGCGUACAGAGACAUGGUAUACCGAUUUCGCCGGCUGAGGAAGACAAUGACGCGAAAUUGUCUCUCGGUUGGCUACAGAUGCGUAAAAUUUACGUCAAUGGUUACUCGUACGACCGGGAACUGACUUGGGAUAAGUUGAAAAAUGAGCCUGGUGUGCUUACGAAUGAUGAAGAACAUUACGACAGUAUACCAGAGGAUUUUUUCGGUUCUUAUAAGUGCGAGAAUAUUGACUCAUUCAUUGGACAGUUGACGAAACACAAACUGAUGUUUUGGGGAAAUACUUAUAACUUUAGAAUGUUUUAUGGCGAGUGUACUGUCAAAGAAGCCGGCGUCGUUACCAAUAAUGGCGCCCAGAUAAGUUAUUCAAUUAAAAAUAAGACAGAUAAACUUCUUAAAUUUUGUUGGAAGGACGAAUACACGGGAUAUUCUGAGCACAAAGUUACUGGUGCCUACACAGAAGGUAAUUUCGUUUCGGUACUUCCAAAAGGCGAAGAUGAAAGGGACAGACUAACUAAGUUUACCCUACACAUGAUGAUUAAUGGUAAGGAAGAUUAUAAAGUUACUAUUGGAAGUUCUGAGACCGCAAUCUUAAGCUUCAAUUAUGCUGGAGAAUUUUAUAACGUAGAACGUUCGUCUAGAUCUAGCGAAAUUUUUAUAUGUUCAGCUAAAGUUAACAAUCUAUCAGAACCAUCCUACGUAAUUGCUGGUAGUUCAAGUAGCAUCGUUAACAAAACGAUAGAAUUGGAAGGUGUCCAAUACCCACGUGAUAAAGAAACUCUUAUGUAUAUAAUUAAGCCGGAAUAAGGAUUAUUAUUAAUGAAAUUUUUAUGCUGACAAUUCGGUUAAAACUUGAAGAAUUUGUAACUAUUUUCAAUACUUUGUACUUGUUGACAUUUAUUU